This is a messenger RNA of Linum tenue, 708 nucleotides long. NCBI's taxonomy places the organism in Eukaryota, Viridiplantae, Streptophyta, Magnoliopsida, Malpighiales, Linaceae. The record is from the annotation of a GenBank genome assembly.
AUGUUCCUCAAUUCGACUCUCUCACUGGAAAGCUGCUAUCUUCUCACGAUUUCGGUUCGGACCCAUCGCCAGAUUUCCCAAUCUCGCAUCGGGAAAGCGUCUCUCCUUCUCUUUCCGCUGGUUAUCGCCUCCGCCGCCGGAGACGGCAGCAAUUGCAGUGACCCGAGAGGCCCGGGAAGCGGCAGCGGAAGCAUUAUGAAGGUCCAUCCUAUGCCCAAUAGGAGGAACAACAUAACAAUCCGGUACUAUAGAGGAGGAGACCUAGCCGCCGUCGGCGGCGGUAACAAGAAGCUGAGGAGGCUGCCCCACAUUUUCAAUCGGGUUCUGGAGCUGCCGUUCCGGUCGGAUGCUGAAGUGGUGGUGGAGGAAAGCCCCGAUUGCUUCCGAUUCGUGGCGGAGGCGGACGAUGUCGGUGAAGUUAGGGCUCACACCAUCGAAAUCCAUCCCGGGGUAACCAAAAUCGUGAUUCGGCCCAAUGGGCACAUGGAAUUGCCGUCACUGGACGAUUUGGAGUUGGACAUGUGGAGGUUCAGGCUGCCGGAAUCAACCCGACCCGAUCUAGCCAGCGCGGUUUUCACCGACGGGGAGCUGAUCGUUACGGUGCCCAAAGGGGAGGAAGUGGAUGAAGAAGGUGAUAAUAAUGGCAGCAGGGGCUAUAGAGGUAUGGGAAACAAUAAUAACAAUGCUAGGCUUGUGCUUGUACAGUGA